Labrus mixtus (cuckoo wrasse) is the source of this 3852-nucleotide messenger RNA. It is a transcript of the gene rassf5, whose product is annotated as Ras association domain family member 5. Bases 119 to 1705 code for a protein of 528 amino acids. The record is from RefSeq and is a predicted model, not a curated record. Lineage: Eukaryota; Metazoa; Chordata; Actinopteri; Labriformes; Labridae. Gene Ontology annotation, cellular component: nucleus. The transcript has 6 exons. Gene Ontology annotation, biological process: signal transduction.
CUACUACACGAUGUCGCGGGCGUGAGUUGAGUUUACAUUCAGGGCACGGAGUGAAAACACGCACUAUUACACACUCUUUAACAACCCAAACACACACGCAUUACAGGAGGACAGGAUAAUGGCGUCUGCGAGUGUGGUGGGGCAGCACCCGGGUCCGCACAGACUGGACUCGGAACCUCAGCUGCUGCUCUUCAAGCUGCCCGGCAGAAAGAAAAUCACCCUGCCGAGGAAGCCGUCCUGGGAGAAGAUGAUGUUCAGAAAAAGCUCGGGGGUCAGUGGGGAGUGUGUGUCGGUCUCUGCUGAAGGAGCAGCUGGGACUCAACCCUCGUCUCCGGGACUGGAGGGAGAGACGGCGGCAAAGGGAGGGAAGAUGCCCGGGGAAAGAUGCGCUGCUCCGGCCGCCCCUUCUGCGCCACGUAGCCCGGGCCGGGACAGAGAGCAGGGUAGCACGGACUGCGACAGGUGGACCGCUCCAGAGAGUCGAACCGGUGACAUCUCGAAUGACUGCAACAGCAACAUCAGCGGGGACUUGAACCACAACACAGGGGGACGCAGGGGGACUUCGCUCAAGAGGUCUUGCAUCAACGUCAUGACAGGGGGAUCUGGAGCGCACCGGCACCGGGACGCGCCACACGGGAGAGCAGACAGCGGCAGUCUUCAGCUGGACAGGCUCACUCAGGGCAAGACUGGAGUCGUCAGGCUGGCUCGCACAGAGCCUCACCGCCGGGAGGCCUGGUCCAUCUUCCCCAGGUGUUUGGACCCCAGGGUGAGGACCGAGAGAGGAGAAGGACAUCGGUUCGAGGCCAAGCCUGUUACGCAGGACUGGUGUGACGCCUGCAGCCGUCAGAUUACCGCACAGGCACUCAAGUGUCAAAACUGCAGCUACACCUGUCACCUGGAGUGUGAGAGCCAGGUUCAGCUCGACUGCAACCAGAAGGACAGAGACUCCAAAGAAACUCCAUCUCCCAGAAGCCACUGCUAUUCCAAAGCAGCCCGGCACAAGCAGAAUGAAACAAAAGAGGAAGAAGAGGGAGGAACAAAGGAGCUGUCAGAAGAAGAUGUGCAGAAGAGGAUAGAAGAGUACAACGCUCAAGUGUCUGAAAAUGGCAUGAAACUGGCCUCAGAUGGAUCCUACACAGGUUUCAUUAAGGUCCACCUGAGGCUCAGUCGACCAGUCACAGUCCCCGAUGUGGAGGCGGCGGGCUCAGAGGGCGAGUGCAGGCAGACAGGAAGCAGCAAUCAGUUGCCAUCAGAGUUCCAGGAAGACGGUGGGCAGAGUGAGAAGAGAACGUCCUUCUACCUACCAUGCGACUGUGUGAAGCAGCUCCACAUCAGCUCACUGACCACCACCAGAGAGGUGAUCCAGGGCCUGCUGAAGAAGUUCAUGGUGUUGGACAAUCCUCGAAAGUUUGCGUUGUACCGGCAGACGCACCGCGACGGACAGGAUCUGUUCCAGAAGCUUCCUCUGUGUGAGCGUCCUCUCCUUCAGAGGUUGAUAGCGGGGCCUAAUCCAGAGCAGCUCAGCUUCGUCCUGAAGGAGAAUGAGACUGGAGAGGUGGAGUGGCAUGCAUUCUCUGUUCCCGAGUUACAAAACUUCCUGGUAAUCCUGGAAAAAGAGGAGGCGGAGCGUGUGCGGGCAGUGGAGCAAAAAUACACUGUGUACCGGAAAAAACUACAACAGGCCCUACAACAACAUGACCCCUGACCCCCCCCCCACCACCUGUUACCUUACGACCUCAGCCCAGGGAGAGACUGACCCUCCAUCUAUUCUGAGGCUUGAGCCGAAUUCAGAUGCUUCUUGACCCUCCACAUAUAUUCACCAAAACAUACAGUGUAUACACACACACACACACACACACACACACACACGCAUGCAUACACUUUCUCAGGACAAACCCCCUCGAUCCCCCCGUUUCAUGCAUCUACUCCCUGAGGAGAGACGAAAGCGACAUGAAAGACUUCAGGGUGUGUGUGGUCUGCUUGCUAAUUGGACAAGUGUUGUUUUCAUUGCCAAGGCCAGACGCACACACACACACACACACACACACACACACACACACACACACACAGAAAGCUCACAGCGCGAUCUGAAACUUGAAAUCUCAUUAGGGGACGGAUAAGAACCACUGCUGUUUCCCCCAUCUUCUGCUACUGUUGCUGCUGCUGCUACUGCAAGUGUUACUUAUGCAUGAGUCUCUCUCAGCUCAUCCCCCUGCACAUAGUGAGAAUUAAAACAGAAGGCAUGAAUCUUUUUUUUUAGCAUCUCCUGGAGAUGGAAGGACAAUCAUAGAGUGUUUUUUUUUUCUUGGAUUUGAUGUAUAAUUUUGAUGCAGGAAUAAAAGGCAUGGGGAAUUGUGAGGGAGGUGUGUUUUAAGGGGGGCUUUGCUUUAAGGAAUGGUGAGGAAAAGAAGUGAGAUAUAGUCUCUGAUUUCCUUUUUCUCGUCAAACCUUAAAAUGUAAAGAAACCAGUUCCACCGUAUACAGCUCCUUUUAAGACCAUUUUGUUCAAAAUCAACAUUUUUUUAUUUGUUCUUAUCAUUCCAGUGAAUUAAUCUCAAUCUGACUCAGAAAGCAUCCCCCUGCUCAAACACAAACCUAUUCUCAAAUCUGGACUGCGACUUCUUUUGUUCCAAUCCCAUCUUGCAUGAUCUCAAACCUCCUGAGCGAGGAGCUCCACACACCAUUGUAAAAACAUUCUUUAUGCUGUUAUUGUGCAUAGAUUGCAUUUGAAUGUGAGAGGAUUUUUACACCAAAGCAUUGAGGGACAGAUUUAUUGCCAGGAUCUUUAAAGGGAAAAGAGAACAUUUGAAGGGUUUGUCUUAUUAAAGGUGGUAUAAGUAGAAAUUCAACCAGUUUCUGUUUAUUUUGCACAUUUAGACGCAGGUGACUGAAUGGCCCACAAUUCUCAGACUGGGCCAGAAUUUCUGCUUCGCUUUUCUUUUAUCUCCCUGCCUUCCAUCUCCUUUAAAAAUAAAAAAAAUCAAUAUAAAAUCAAUAUUAAUGGCUAUGAAGUACCAAUGACGUGGUUGCAAUGCAUAUGUAUGAUGUAGACACUGGGAAAAGAGUGACAAGGUUUUAUAUGGUGAAUAUACUUUUGUUAUCAUUCCUGCUGGGUGGUGUGUGUAUGUGUGCGUGCGUGUGUUUGUGUGUGCGUUGCAUGCUCAAUCUAGGGCAGUGAGGACAAUGUGAAUAGUGCUUUGUAAUGAGUGUCUGUGUCUGAUCAGCACUCCCUCACUGGGCAUCACUUACUAGUAUAAAACAUGAAGAAAAUCCACUCUGAAAAGAGAUUGGUGAGCGUGCUUCAUUGAAUUGAUAAAAAUGUAUAAAAAGUACUGAUAAAUAAGACCUGUUGUCCAUAAGCACAUAACUCCUCCUCAAUAAAUCCACACAUGCACAUGUUUUUUCAAUCCCCACCACCCAAAGUCUGAGCUGUUCCUGCUGGCAGUGCCUUUUGUUUCAUGUGCUCCGGUGCUUGUCUGUCUGGUGUGUUUCAGCACACACGUGCCUGACUGGAUGUUUGUCUGGGUUCUUUUGCGUGUGUGCAAAUCAGUGUGUUUUGGGUGGUGUAGUGUUGUAUAUUUAAUUUCCAUUUUCUUUCCCUUUACACACAUGUCCUUCCAACAAUUCCUUUGUGUGUGUGUGCGAGUGUGAGUGUGAGUGUGAGUGUGUGUGAGGUGCGUGUUAUUUAUUUCAUGGUCCAACUCAUCCAUGUGAUAGUAUGUAGAGGAUGAUGAGUCUUAAUGCUUUUUAUUUUCAAUUUGUUUAGUUUUAUUUGAAGAAGUGUGUAUAACUAUAACAGUAGAACUGUACAGAAUAUUCAAAUGAAAUAAAAAGGUCAUCCCUUUACUGGAA